Messenger RNA from Onychomys torridus (southern grasshopper mouse), 1868 nucleotides. It is a transcript of the gene Smkr1, whose product is annotated as small lysine rich protein 1. The record is from RefSeq and is a predicted model, not a curated record. The coding region runs from base 61 to 273 and encodes 70 amino acids. Lineage: Eukaryota; Metazoa; Chordata; Mammalia; Rodentia; Cricetidae. The transcript has 3 exons.
CUUAAGCGUCACUUUAGGCGUCCUGCGGGGCUUGCUUCCCUUUUAACCUGCAAUGUGGGGAUGUGUUUGUCAGGUAAAGGGAAGAAAGGGAAAGCCCGGGUCAAGACUAGCGGGAAGAAGCAGAAGCCCAAGAAGCCGGAACCAGACAUCCUCAGCCCUGCCGCCAUGCUGAACCUCUACUACAUCGCCCACAACGUUGCUGACUGCCUAUAUCUUCGAGGCUACCCUUGGCCAGGCGCGCCCAAGGGAAAGAAGGGGAAAAGCAAGAUUUAGGUGAUAGAAUUCAAAGCAUGUCUUGGUUUCAAAGAACAGGAAGUGGAAGAAAGCAUUCAGGACAGCUCAUUGCCGACAGGUGAACUAGAGACAUCCAGAAACAUGCAGCCAGCCAGUGCACUUCUCUGGGGUAAAUGAGUCUUUCUCCAAUGUGAAUUAACUGGAGUCCAGUGGAGACUAAACUCGGUACAAGCCCUCAAUCCUGCCAGGUGUGCAAGCACAUGACCAAGAAGCUCUGGGGCUAGGAAAUGGCUCUGGAUAUGGUGCUGCUGUGAAAACACGAGGACCUGAGUUUGAUCCCAGCAUCUCCAGAUAAUCCCAGUGCUGGUGACGGCAGGAUCCAUGGGGGUGUCUGCCCAAUCAGUUGAGCUGAAUCAAGGAGCUCCAGGUUCCCUGAGAGACCCUGGAGGAAGCAAUUAAGGAAGACACCAGUGUCAACCAGUGGCCUCUGGACACACACAUCUGCACACGGACAUGGACACAUGAAAACCUGCCUGUGUGGUGGAUGCUUGAAGAAAGGGAACAAAUCAGCUAAGUUAGCUCCCCAUGUGACAGAGGGCCUGAGGAAAGUGGUUUACAGGAGGAGGCUGUCUUUCCGAUCAUGGCUUCAGGGGCUGGCUCCUUUAUUGUGGGAAUGAGACACAGCAGAAUACCAUGGUGGUAAGAGCAUGUGGCAGAAGAGGCUGAUCAUCUUAGAGUGGCCAGGGAGGAAGAAGAAAGGCAUUGAGGGUCCAGGGACAAAAUGCUUCAUUUCCUUCCUUCCUUCCUUCCUUCCUUCCUUCCUUCCUUCCUUCCUUCCUUCCUUCCCCGAAGCAGGGACCUCAGUGUGUAGCUUAGCUAGCCUGAAACUCACUGUGUAGACCAGACUAGCCUAAAUUCAGAGACCUGUCUACCUCUGUCUCUUGAGUGCAUACAUCACUACACCAGACUAAUACACACUUUUCAAAACCAUGCUUCCAGUGUCCUACUUACUCCAGUGAGGCCCUGCCUCCUACAAUUUCCGCCAACCUCCCAAUUCAUCUACAAAUCCAUUAGUGUAGAUUAAUCUGCCGAUAAGAUUAUAGCCCUAAUGAUCCAGUUGUCUCCGAAUAGCGCUGCACCACCGCUAAACCUCCAAUCCAUAAAUCAUCGUGGAGCAUUCCAGAUUUAACCAUAACAUUCUGCCCUGAGUCCCCAAGGACUCUUGCUCAUUACACAAAAGACAUUCAAGAAUCCCCAAAUUCUCAAAGGUUCCAGGACUGCACAAAAGUCUAAGUCCAGCAGAGCAGUGGUGGUGCACACCUUUAGUCCCAGCACUUGGGAGGCAGAGGCAGGUGAAUCUCUGUACGUUCCAGGCUAGUGUGGUCUACUUAGUCCUACGCCAGCCAGGGCUGUUACACAGAGAAACCCUGUUUUAAAAACAAAAACAAAGUCCAAGUCUCUGAGACUUGAGUCUUUAGCUGUGAGCCCCCGUAAAAUAUGAAAACCAAGUUGCAGACACUCUACCCAUGACACUCAGAAAGAGGCAGUUGCAGGGAUGUACGCAUCCCUGAUGCAUCACUGCAUACCUGCUGUCUUAGCUACGGUUUCUGUUGCUGUGAAGAGACACCAUGACC